Messenger RNA from Coccidioides posadasii C735 delta SOWgp, 405 nucleotides. RefSeq lists its product as uncharacterized. Lineage: Eukaryota; Fungi; Ascomycota; Eurotiomycetes; Onygenales; Onygenaceae. Gene Ontology annotation, cellular component: mitochondrial intermembrane space. The record is from RefSeq and is a predicted model, not a curated record. Gene Ontology annotation, biological process: protein import into mitochondrial intermembrane space. Gene Ontology annotation, molecular function: zinc ion binding.
AUGAGGCUGGGAAGACAUUCUUCUGCUGACGCCUGGACCAGCCACCACAUUCUCAACGCGCAGGUGUCGAUCCGGUCACCAUGCUGUCGAAAAUGGUUUGACUGUGUUGAAUGCCACCGCGAACAGGAAAGCCAUGAGCUCCUGCAGUCCUUUGAGAUGACAUUUGCAUGCAAGAAAUGCAAGAAAUGCUUCCGAAAGGACGCUUCAGAAUUUGAGGAGAGUGAUGAGUAUUGCCCCCAUUGCGAUAACCAUUUUGUAAUCGAAGCUGUCACACCCAAACCCGCCCUCAAGAUCGAAGGAGAGGACGUUCGCGUCGACUCCAGAAUGCUGAAGGACGAGAGAGUACGCCAGGAAUCGCAAAGAUCUAUCUUCGAUGUAAAGGAGGCUCCGAAUAAAUUGGGAUAG